GAGGCAAACAUUCUCAGAUAAGCCACGCCCAUCCUUCUCUCAGUGAUCUGUAGCUCAAGAAUCAAAAGACACCAACGCCAUCUCCGCCUCUCAAUUUCCCCUCCGUCCCCUUCUCCGCCAGUCACCAUUUCCCGGCUCCGAUUUGCCUUAACUCACCGGACUCCGGCCAGUUCUUGGACUUGUAGGAAAUAGCCAGAGCUUUCACUAGGGCCCUUGACGCUGCAGGACACCGUUAAUACAUUCUUUGAAUGCAAGAUUCGUGAAGGAUGGGAGAAGCAGUGGGCAUGGGCUUUCAGUUGGGCGUCAUUGGAGCAUUGUUUCUGUCGGUUGCAUCGUCAGUCUCCAUUGUUAUUUGCAACAAAGCAUUGAUGAGCAAUCUGGGUUUCCCUUUUGCGACGACGCUCACCAGCUGGCACCUAAUGGUGACAUUCUGCACUCUUCAUGUGGCGCAACGGUUCAACCUAUUUGAAACAAAGUCAAUUGACAUGAAGACGGUGGUGCUAUUUGGAAUUCUAAAUGGUGUCUCCAUUGGACUCCUCAACUUAAGCCUAGGGUUCAAUUCAAUUGGUUUCUACCAGAUGACCAAACUUGCAAUCAUACCCUUCACUGUAUUAUUGGAAACUGUUUUCCUGAAAAAGCAAUUCAGCAAGAAGAUAAAGUUCUCGCUCUUCAUCUUACUCAUUGGAGUUGGCAUUGCCUCUAUAACUGAUCUCCAGCUCAACUUUGUUGGGACAAUUCUGUCUCUUCUGGCUAUUGCAACAACCUGUGUCGGUCAAAUUCUGACAAACACAAUCCAGAAGAGGCUAAACGUCUCUUCGACGCAGCUGCUCUACCAUUCUGCUCCAUUCCAAGCAGCCAUUCUUUUUGUCUCAGGCCCUCUGGUGGAUCAAUGCCUCACCAAGCAAAAUGUCUUUGCUUACAAAUACUCUACCAUCGUCUUGGUUUUCAUUAUCCUUUCAUGUGUGAUUUCUGUCUCGGUGAACUUUAGCACAUUUCUAGUGAUUGGGAAGACAUCUCCAGUUACUUAUCAGGUUCUGGGCCAUCUAAAGACAUGCCUGGUUCUUGCAUUUGGCUAUACACUCCUACAUGACCCUUUCACAAACAGGAACAUCAUUGGCAUUCUAAUCGCCAUUUUUGGGAUGGGCUUGUAUUCAUAUUUUUGCACCCAUGAGAAUAAGAAGAAACAAUCCAGUGACCUAUCAGGAUCUCAGAUUAAAGAGAAGGAGACUACACCACUAUUGGCUGGGAAGAAUAUGGGACACCAAGAAAAAGAAAGUCAUGAGGUUAAGAAAUCAACCAAGGACUCUCUUGUUUAAUGAAGUAAUAGGAUUCUGUGAUAUUUGUUGGUUGUAUUAAAAUGAUCUUCUUUAAGAGACAUUUUGACGAGUGUAAAUCACUUUGAUUCUUUAAUAAACACCAUCCCUCUUCAAUUCA
Malania oleifera is the source of this 1434-nucleotide messenger RNA. Its product is annotated as UDP-xylose transporter 1. Gene Ontology annotation, cellular component: Golgi apparatus. Gene Ontology annotation, molecular function: UDP-xylose transmembrane transporter activity; antiporter activity. Lineage: Eukaryota; Viridiplantae; Streptophyta; Magnoliopsida; Santalales; Ximeniaceae. Bases 267 to 1316 code for a protein of 349 amino acids. The record is from RefSeq and is a predicted model, not a curated record. The transcript is spliced from 9 exons.